AAUAAAAAAUUAGUCCUAAUUUUCAUUGUUAAAACCUCAAUCUUAGCUCGAAUCUGAUCGAUCAGAAACGGAGCUAUUGAACUAGGGUUUGAUUAACGCCGCCGCGGAGGCAGUAAGCUCGGAGACUGAAAUCAAUGGCGACGGCGGCUGGCGUCGGCGCUGCCUCGCUGCGGAUUCUUCGAGCCAAAUACACUUCGGCGGUAACCGGAGGCCACCGCUUUACGCGGCUUCUCACCAUUCAACACGAUUCUUCUUUAUCUUACGACUCAUCAGCCGAACUCCCUUUGCUCCAGAAGCUUCUUAAGGCACCGCUUUCAACGAUCAAAUCAACACUCGAUUCUGAGUUCAGCUCCGACGAAACCGAGUUCCCCUGCGCCGCUCUGCUUUCUUCUCUCAACACAUCCGCUCCUCAGAAAGCUUAUUUGAUUAUCGAAUGGAAACUAGAGAAGUUGAGAAACAAUGAUGCAAAAGAUCUCUCUCGCUAUGCUCGAUUGAUAUCGUUGUGCGGGAGCAUCAAAAACCUCCAUUUAGCAUUACUUGUCUUUUCAUCAAUGGAGGAACAAGGAAUUAUUCCAGCUUCUCCAGUUUUUAAUGCCCUAAUAUCGACAAGCUUAUCCUCGGGUAAUUUGAUCACAGCAUUGAGCUUAUUUGAGAUAAUGGAGGGCUCGGAGAGCUACAAACCUGAUGAAGACACCUACAACGCCUUCAUCUCUGCGUAUGCAAGCCUGGGAAACAAGACUGCAGCGGAGGAUUGGUUCAAGGCUAAGAUAGAGGCUGGAUUUCCUGCUGAUGCUCGGGCAUAUGGUUCCCUCGUGCAUUGCUGCAUCAAACUGAGGGCUUGUGAGGAUGCUCGGAGAUAUUUUGAGGAGAUGAUGUUUGAAGGUAUAUUGCCUGAUGAAUCAUCGGUUGUUCAAGACGUGCUGCUGAUGUACUGUCAGCAGAGAAACUCGCAAAGGGUGAAGGAGGUUUUGAAGUUUGUCAGGUGGCGGAUUGAUUUGAAUGUGUGUAAGAAGGUUGUGGAUUUGUAUCGGGAGCUAGGGUUGGCAGGAGAUCUGGAAGAGCUAGUGGUGGCCUUGUCAGAGUCGGGCCAGAGUUCAGAAGCUCGUUCUGUGGUUCACUGCUCGUUGAUGAGAAUGUACGCAGAUAGGGAUAGAUUGGACGAUGUUGAGUACUGUGUGGGGCGAAUGCUGAAGGAUGGCGUCUCGUUUAGCUGUGAUGAGGAUGUUGAGAAGGUGAUAUGUUGCUAUUUCAGGAGGGAAGCUUAUGAUAGACUCGACAUGUUCUUGGAACGUGUGAAACAGCAUUCGUAUAAGCUCACGAAAACAGCUUAUGAUCUGCUGGGAGUUGGCUACCGGCGUGCGGGCCUGUUGGAGAAAACGAACGACGUGGUGAAUGAGAUGAAACGCACCGGUUUUCUCUAGAUUUGACUCGAUUCUCAGAUGAAACCGUUGCUUAUUGCAGUUUUGGGAUCGUUUGUGUUGAUGGAGCAGAAACUACAAAUUUGGAUUGGAAAUACAUGAGUAAAUAGGCUAAUGAACUGUGUGUUGUUUUUAUUGGAGAAUUGAUGGGAAUUAUUUACAUCAAGUUAAACUA
Salvia splendens (bonfire salvia) is the source of this 1593-nucleotide messenger RNA. Its product is annotated as pentatricopeptide repeat-containing protein At2g30780. The coding region runs from base 135 to 1421 and encodes 428 amino acids. Gene Ontology annotation, molecular function: protein binding; mRNA binding. The record is from RefSeq and is a predicted model, not a curated record. NCBI's taxonomy places the organism in Eukaryota, Viridiplantae, Streptophyta, Magnoliopsida, Lamiales, Lamiaceae. The transcript has 2 exons.